Messenger RNA from Mesorhabditis belari, 3840 nucleotides. Lineage: Eukaryota; Metazoa; Nematoda; Chromadorea; Rhabditida; Rhabditidae. The record is from the annotation of a GenBank genome assembly.
AUGGGUGGCAAAAAAUCAGACGAAGAGGGCGCGCCGCUUCUUGGCGCCCGGAAGGGAAGCUUCUAUGGGAGUGAAAAUAGCCUUGGCUCAUUCCGAGAACAUCUCACUUCAAAGCACUCCACAUAUGGAAUCUUUCAUUUCGCGACGGGUUUCGACUAUUUGUUGUUUGGCGUCGGCGCCGCCUCGGCGUUCAUUCAUGGAGCUGGAUUCCCGUUACUGUCGAUUGUGCUUGGUGGUAUGACGACUGUGUUCUUGCAAGCACAAAACUCUGAAUUUGUGACCGGUGUCGGGAAAACGGAUCCGAAUGGAGUGCCCGGGAUUACACAGGAAGCGUUCGACGCGCAAGUGAUCGUUUACUGUUACUACUACCUUGCGCUCGGCUUUCUGAUGUUCAUUGCCUGCAUGGAGUCGUUCUCGGAGCGUCUAGUUCACCAGCUGAGACAGCACUAUUUGAAAGCGAUUCUCAGACAACAAAUUGCGUGGUUUGACGAGCAGUCGACGGGAAAUCUCACGGCAAGAUUGACGGAUGAUCUCGAGCGAGUGCGGGAGGGUCUCGGUGACAAGCUUUCUCUUUUCAUUCAAAUGGCCGCUGCUUUUGCAUCUGGUUUCAUCGUCGGUUUUAUGUACUCGUGGCAGAUGACGCUCGUGAUGUUGGCGUUUGCGCCGUUUGUUGUCGCUUCUGGCGCCUGGAUGAGCAAAGUGGCAGCGAGCAGAACCCAAAUGGAGCAAGAGACCUAUGCGGUGGCUGGUGGAAUCGCCGAGGAGACUUUCUCAUCAAUUCGAACUGUGCACUCACUCAACGGACACAAAAGACAAAUGAAACGCUUCGAAGACGCGUUGGAGGUGGGCCGUAAAACUGGUCUUGUCAAGUACUUCUACAUGGGUCUUUGCGUCGGUUUCUCCAACAUUUGCAUGUACGGAUCGUAUGCGCUCGCGUUUUGGUAUGGUAGUCGAAUCAUCAUUGGCGAUCCGACGUUUGAUCGGGGAACGAUUUUCACGGUGUUUUUCUCGGUGAUGUCCGGAUCGACGGCUUUGGGCGGAGCUUUGCCCCAUCUUGGAUCGAUCGCAACGGCUGUCGGAGCGGCGAGGAGUGUACUCAAAGUACUCAAUACGACUCCGUACAUUGAUCCGUACUCAACGGAAGGUGUCGUGCUCAACGAUUUGAAAGGAUCGAUCCAGGUGCAAAACGUGCAUUUUCGCUACCCCAGUCGCAAGGAUAUCCCGAUUCUUCGUGGUGUUUCUCUAUUGGUCGAACCGGGACAGCAAAUUGCUUUGGUAGGCGCUUCUGGAUGUGGGAAAUCAACGAUUAUCAAUCUCUUGCUUCGUUAUUAUGAUCCGAAUCGAGGAAAGAUAACAUUAGAUGGAGUUGAUUUGAAAGAUUUAAACGUGAAAGCACUUCGAGAACAGAUUGGCAUUGUUUCACAGGAACCAAUUCUUUUUGAUGGAACACUUUACGAGAAUAUUCGUAUGGGAAAUGAGAAUGCGACACAGGAGGAAGUGAUGAAUGCGUGUAAACAGGCAAAUGCCACAGAGUUUAUUAAACGUUUACCUGAUGGUUUGGCGACUCGAGUUGGUGAGAGAGGAGUGCAAUUAAGUGGAGGUCAAAAGCAACGAAUCGCAAUCGCAAGAGCGCUCGUAAAAAACCCAAAACUCUUGCUGCUUGACGAGGCGACAUCGGCAUUGGACACGGAAAGUGAACAAGAAGUACAACAUGCACUUGAUAAGGCGAUGCACGGUCGAACGACGAUCAUUGUCGCUCAUCGCUUGUCGACCAUUCGAAACUGCGAUCGAAUUUUUGUCUUUAAGGAAGGAAAGAUUGCUGAGCACGGUACUCACGAAGAACUCAUCGAGGCACAUGGGAUCUUCCAUGAAAUGACACAACAACAGAAAUUGAAAGCACAAGAAGCAAUGCAAAUGACAGCUGAUUUGGAAGAUCGCGAGACAGUUGAUGUGAUGUCAGCGGUUGGAUCAGUAAGAUCGCGAAAAUCAUCGGCAGUUCGCAAGAUGACCUAUCAAGGCACGGCAAGUAUGGUGAGUCGAUCGAUCAGCACAAUCAAGGAGAUGCAAGAUGAUGCGGAAGAGGCUCGUGUCAAGCCCACGCCAGUCUCCAAAAUCUUCGUGACGAAUCGCGAGAAUUGGGGCUAUUUCGCGUUGGGUCUCUUGGGCAGCACGGCGUCCGGAUGUGUGACACCAGUAUUCGCUCUUGUCUACGCGCAAAUCUUUAACGUUUUCUCCGAACCACCUGAGCAAAUGGAAAAAGAUGCUUUAUUCUGGUGUGUAAUGUUCUUGAUUCUCGGCUUUGUGCACGCAAGCGGAUUCUUCCUUUCGGCGAACACUCUCGGCCGCUGUGGAGAGGGUUUAACGAAAAAGCUGCGUAUGAUGGCGUUCACAAAUUUAAUGCGACAAGAUGUUGGAUUCUAUGAUGACUUAAAGCAUGGCACUGGCAAGUUAUGCACACGUUUCGCUACGGAUGCGCCGAAUGUUCGAUAUGUAUUCACUCGUCUUCCCGUUGUCAUCUCGUCAGUGGUAACGAUUGGCGGAGCGAUCGUUGUGGGAUUGAUGUUUGGAUGGAAGCUGGCGAUCGUUCUCAUCUUCAUCGUUCCACUCAUCAUUUUGUCUGGAUAUUUUGAGAUGAAGAUGCAGUUUGGCAAGAAAAUGAGAGACACCGAAUUGUUGGAAGAGGCUGGAAAAGUGGCUGGAGAGGCAGUGGAACACAUUCGCACCGUUCAAGCACUCAAUCGCCAAGAGAAAUUCCAUUUCCUUUACUGUGAAUACUUGAGAGAGCCAUACAAAGAAAACAUGUGUCAAGCGCAUACAUAUGGCGGAGUCUUUGCCUUCUCUCAAUCAAUCAUUUUCUUCAUGUACGCGCUCGCUUUCUGGUUAGGCGCACGCUUUGUCGAUGAUGGAUCAAUGCAACCGACGGAUGUUUAUCGAGUCUUUUUCGCGUUCGCUUUCUGCGGGCAAAUGGUUGGCAAUGUGUCGUCGUUCAUCCCUGAUAUUGUCAAGGCUCGUCUGGCCGCCUCUCUCCUUUUCUAUCUCAUCGAACAUCCCACCGAGAUCGACAAUCUCUCGGAAAAUGGAAUCAAAAAGGUGCUUGAGGGAAAUAUCUCGCUGCGAAAUUUGCAUUUCAACUAUCCGACUCGACGAAACAUUCGAGUGCUCAAUGGAUUGAAUAUCGAAGUGAAAAGGGGUCAAACGGUGGCCCUAGUUGGGCACUCGGGUUGCGGGAAGAGUACGGUGAUGGCGAUACUCGAGCGAUUCUACAAUACGUCCAAGGGGAUUGUGAUGGUCGACGGGGAGAAUAUCCGCAAUGUUCACAUUCGCUCUUUGCGUGAACAAGUGUGCAUCGUUUCUCAAGAGCCAACCCUCUUCGAUUGCUCGAUUGCCGAAAAUAUCACAUAUGGAUUGGAUCGACAAGUCACCUAUGAUAACAUUGUUGAAGCGGCAAAAAUGGCGAACAUUCACAGUUUUAUUCUUGGUUUACCACAGGGCUAUGAUACGAGAGUUGGCGAACGAGGAACACAGCUAUCUGGAGGGCAAAAGCAGCGAAUAGCGAUUGCGAGAGCACUUGUCAGAAAUCCGGCAAUUUUACUGCUCGACGAGGCCACUUCGGCACUUGAUACACAAUCGGAAAGGGUGGUUCAAGAAGCCCUAGAGACAGCGAGUCAUGGUCGAACGUGUCUCGUCAUCGCUCAUCGUCUCUCCACCGUUCAGAACUCCGAUCUAAUCGCUGUCGUGCACGAGGGAAGAAUUGUGGAGACUGGCACCCACGAGCAACUGCUUCGAUCAAACGACAUCUACAAGAAGUUGUGCGCCACACAACAGCUUGUCGAAGCCGAC